ACCCGGAAGUGUUCAUCCUACACCGGAAUAGAUUGUUUGGAGCUUGCGUUAGUGUGGAAGUUUUGCAUUUUGUGAACGUUGUGGCAUCUUUUUAAGUCUAAGUCAUGGAGUCCAGAGGAUUAAAAUGCCAGCUGAAGGACAGCAUUCCAGUUAGUGAACUUAAUCCUAAUGCAGGGUCAUACGGAAUUCAUGAUACAUUACGCAAAGGGUUUUCAAGUGUGAAGAGUGAGCUUUUGCCAAGUCACCCAUUAGAACUUGCAGAGAAAAAUUUUCAACUUAAUCAAGACAGAAUGACUUUUGCUUCUUUAAGAAAUAUUCAAGGACUUCAUGCGCCACUAAAGCUGCAAAUGGAAUACAAAGCUGUAAAACAGAUUCAGCGCCUGCCAUUCCUUCAGAGUUCACAUAUUGCACUUGACACUCUAAGAGGGGCAGAUGAUUCUAUUGGAUUUGAGGAUAUUCUAAAUGAUCCAGCACAGUAUGAAGUUAUGGGAGACCCACAUGUUAUGGUGGAAUACAAACUCGGUGUAUUGUAAAUACAAAUGCAAUAAAAUGUUAUGUUUUAAUUAAAACCUAAAUUGCAUUUUUUCUUAACUUCUAAUAAACAUUUGGAUCAAAAUUU
Molecule: messenger RNA, 619 nt
Organism: Protopterus annectens (West African lungfish)
Lineage: Eukaryota; Metazoa; Chordata; Ceratodontiformes; Protopteridae
Gene: POMP
Product: proteasome maturation protein
Exons: 6
Coding region: 105-533 (142 amino acids)
Biological process (GO): proteasome assembly
Cellular component (GO): nucleus; cytoplasm
Source: RefSeq, a predicted model, not a curated record